Mesoplodon densirostris (Blainville's beaked whale) is the source of this 942-nucleotide messenger RNA. It is a transcript of the gene RAB39B, whose product is annotated as RAB39B, member RAS oncogene family. Gene Ontology annotation, biological process: Rab protein signal transduction. NCBI's taxonomy places the organism in Eukaryota, Metazoa, Chordata, Mammalia, Artiodactyla, Ziphiidae. Gene Ontology annotation, molecular function: GTP binding; GTPase activity. The record is from RefSeq and is a predicted model, not a curated record. Gene Ontology annotation, cellular component: Golgi membrane. Bases 177 to 818 code for a protein of 213 amino acids. The transcript has 2 exons.
GCAUCCAUCCCUCCUCUCUCCCUGCGCCUGGGCCUACCUCGCCUCAGGCUCCCAGGCCAACGAUGCGCUCGUGGCUGAUCUAGAUCAGGACCGAGUCGCGCUCUCUGAGGCCUCGGCCGGGCGCCCCCAUCUCGCCGCCCACGGCCUGGGCCAAGGAGACCUGCCGAGCCCCGGCCAUGGAGGCCAUCUGGCUGUACCAGUUCCGGCUCAUUGUCAUCGGGGAUUCCACGGUGGGCAAGUCCUGUCUGAUCCGCCGCUUCACCGAGGGCCGAUUUGCCCAGGUUUCGGACCCCACGGUGGGGGUGGAUUUUUUCUCCCGUCUGGUGGAGAUCGAGCCAGGAAAACGCAUCAAGCUCCAGAUCUGGGAUACCGCGGGUCAAGAGAGGUUCAGAUCCAUCACGCGUGCCUACUACAGGAACUCAGUAGGUGGUCUGCUCUUAUUUGACAUCACCAACCGCAGGUCCUUCCAGAAUGUCCAUGAGUGGUUAGAAGAGACCAAAGUACACGUUCAGCCCUACCAAAUUGUAUUUGUUCUCGUGGGUCACAAGUGUGACCUAGAUACACAGAGGCAAGUGACUCGCCACGAGGCAGAGAAACUGGCUGCUGCAUACGGCAUGAAGUACAUUGAAACGUCAGCCCGAGAUGCCAUUAAUGUGGAGAAAGCCUUCACAGACCUGACAAGAGACAUAUAUGAGCUGGUUAAAAGGGGGGAUAUUACCAUCCAGGAGGGCUGGGAAGGGGUGAAGAGUGGAUUUGUACCAAACGUAGUUCACUCUUCAGAAGAGGUUGUCAAAUCAGAGAGAAGAUGUUUGUGCUAGUCAGCCCUUUUAUCUCCAAAACGUGCUCUCCCACCUGAACUUAAAAGUGAUCAAAAUGAAUAGAAUCAUCGUGUGGCUGAAGAGAACUUAACCUCCAUAUUGGAUACCAAGUGAGCCUCCUCCC